AUGUCGUCCUCACCUCCAAAACUACGAUCACUUUAUCGCUCAUUUCUGCGUGAGCUACCACCGCGGUCCACCCUUUCCAGGGCACAAUCUCCAGUCUACCAGCGCCUGCGCGAGCACUUCCACCCAGACAAGUCGCCGGCCCUCGGCGAGCUCGCGGUUGCGCAGGCAGAGCAGUACCUCGCAUACGUCCGAGCGCAGAGGACUUACGUGACUCUUCUCGAGAGGUACAAUCCUGGCAUGGGCAUGGACGAGGAGGAGCGAGUGCGGUUGACCGCGAGAAGGGUGGGCAUGGAUCUGCCCAUUGAGUAUGGGAGCAAGAAGUGA
Molecule: messenger RNA, 324 nt
Organism: Cryphonectria parasitica EP155
Lineage: Eukaryota; Fungi; Ascomycota; Sordariomycetes; Diaporthales; Cryphonectriaceae
Exons: 1
Coding region: 1-324 (107 amino acids)
Biological process (GO): mitochondrial proton-transporting ATP synthase complex assembly
Cellular component (GO): mitochondrial matrix
Source: RefSeq, a predicted model, not a curated record